Molecule: messenger RNA, 1386 nt
Organism: Mangifera indica (mango)
Lineage: Eukaryota; Viridiplantae; Streptophyta; Magnoliopsida; Sapindales; Anacardiaceae
Product: probable uridine nucleosidase 2
Exons: 9
Coding region: 188-1153 (321 amino acids)
Biological process (GO): purine nucleoside catabolic process
Cellular component (GO): cytosol
Molecular function (GO): purine nucleosidase activity
Source: RefSeq, a predicted model, not a curated record
CCAAUAUCCUGACAACAAGCAUGAGACUGCACGGCACAAUUUUCUUAGUUGCUUUUAAGAUUUUAACUGUCAAUCGACGACUCUGCCAUCUGAGUUCUGAGUCUGACUCAUCAAUCACAAAACCUAAAUUAAAAUAUAACCAUGGCAUUGUUUUAUCCACUUCACAAGAAAGAAAGAAAGCACAAAGAUGGUUGCAGAACCGAGGAAGAUCAUCAUUGACACUGACCCUGGUAUUGACGAUGCCAUGGCAAUCUUUUUGGCCUUGAGGUCACCGGAAGUUGAGGUCAUUGGACUCACUACCAUUUAUGGCAAUGUUUACACGACACUAGCCACAAGAAACGCCUUGCACUUGUUGGAGGUUGCUGAGAGAACUGAUAUUCCAGUGGCUGAAGGAUCUCAUGUCACUAUCACUAAAGGUACGAAACUUCGAAUUGCUGAUUUUGUCCAUGGUGCCGAUGGACUUGGAAACCAAAAUUUCCCUCCACCAAAAGGUAAGGCAAUUGAACAAUCAGCAGCUGCAUUUAUAGUUGAGCAAGCAAAACUUGACCCUGGGAAAGUCACUGUGGUUGCGUUGGGACCACUAACAAAUCUUGCACUGGCUGUUGAACUAGAUCCUGCAUUUGUAAAGAACAUUGGACAGAUAGUUCUCCUUGGUGGCGCUUUUUCGGUAAAUGGCAAUGUAAAUCCAGCAGCAGAGGCUAACGUUUUUGGUGAUCCAGAAGCUGCAGAUAUUGUAUUUACAUGUGGAGCAGACGUUGUGGCUGUUGGUAUUAAUGUCACUCAUCAAGUUGUUAUGACGGAUGCUGAUCGAGAGAAGUUGGCACAGUUUAACGGAAAAUUUGCUCAGUAUUUAAGCAAAAUCUUAGAGGUGUACUUUGCUUAUCAUCGUGAGGCAUACUCUACAAGAGGAGUUUACCUUCAUGAUCCAGCAGCUCUUCUUGUAGCUGUUAAUCCUUCCCUUUUCACUUAUACUGAGGGUGUUGUCAGAGUCCAGACCACUGGCAUCACAAGGGGACUCACAAUAUUAUACAACAAACAAAAGAGAUUUGCAGAGGUCACUGAGUGGUUGGACAAACCUACGGUGAAGGUAGCAGUCACGAUUGAUGCUCCAGCCGUUGUCAACCUACUCAUGGAUCGGCUUAUGGACUCAUAGAAAGAGUCAGACUAGAGAACCUGCCCUUCAUUACCAGUUCAGGAUGGCCCCAUGUGAACCAAUUAUGGAGCCCUUGUUGAAUUCAAUCAUAACUUAUGAUUGCAAUAAAACUAUUUCACGUAAUUAUCAUGUACAAAUAAUGUAACAAUUUGUUGAGCAACAUCAUUUGUCUCAAGCAUAUUUGAACAGAACCAGUUUGAAUUCAAAUAAGCAUUCCCAGAAAUUUAGCGACA